Molecule: messenger RNA, 5049 nt
Organism: Brassica rapa (field mustard)
Lineage: Eukaryota; Viridiplantae; Streptophyta; Magnoliopsida; Brassicales; Brassicaceae
Source: RefSeq, a predicted model, not a curated record
AAUUAUAAAAUUUAAAAAUAAACUAUAAAACAAUUAUAAUAAAUUCAGUGGUUAAAGUCAAUGUUAUCUUUAAUAAAUUUUAAUUAAACGUAUAUAUUUAAUUAGAUUUUUGUCAUAUAUAUAUGUUUGAUUUAAUUUUUUUGAAAACAUAAAUAAUAAGUUAUUAUGUUGGUUUUUGAAUUAAUAAAAAAUAAACUAAUAAAUAUUUGUAAAACGAUUAAGUUCGCAUAUGCGGGCAAGACACCUAGUUUAAACAUUGUUUGACAAAAACUAGUAGAUUAUUCCGUGUUCAACAAUAUAACUACACUAUGAAAGAACGAAAAGAUUCUAUCCAAAAUCAUGAAAUUGUUUCUACAAAAAUGUUGGACGAGAUUUAAUGACUCAUAGAUUGUCCAUGAAAACAUAAUAUUAUCAUAAUCAUAUUUAAUCUAAACUAAUUUGUUUUAUCCAUGGCCUCUUUAAAUUUAGUAAAUAAGAAUAAUAAUGUAAAGCUUAUCAACAUUUUUAAAAAAGGAGUGAAAUCAUGUAUCAAUUAGUAGAUUGAACUAAAAUCAUUGAACUGGCAAUCUAAUUAAUUUAUAAAAAAAAAAAAUCACAUAUAUUUCAAGAAAUUAGUGUAUUAAUUUACAGUAUGCUAAUAUUUUAUGUCCAUAAAAGAAAAUUAUAGAAGGACACAAAAAAACCAGUAGAUAUUAUUCCUAUUUCAAAAACAAAAAUUAAAAAAGUUUUAUCCGAAAAGGAACCAUGAAACCAUAUGAAUACAAAGAACACCUACCAAAUGGUUUUUGAUGACUUUAUAAAUAACCAAAUUAUCUGAGAGAAUUCUUAUAAAACGCCACAUUCUUUCUUCUUCUCCUCUGCGACUUUUAGAGAGAGAGAGAGAGAGAGAUAGCAUCCAGACGAGACGAGGAGACUGUAACUAGAUGAUGUUGUUGUCCUUGUGCUCGCUUUCAUAAGUCAAUUGGUUUGGACCAUUUGAUUUUGUUCUUCUUUUUAUUAAAUUCCUCAAAAGUACUCUGUUUUGGUCCCCUGUUCUGUCUCUGUUUCUAAACUGCUCUUUACUCGCAACUCGUUACGAUCUCUCUUUCGUCUUUUCUUUUCCAGCUAUUAUUUUCACAAAUCUCCAUAAAAAAAUAUUCUUUUGAUAUAUAUCUAUCUCAUCGAUCUUACCAAACCCUUUGUCUCCAAGAGUUUUUCGUUCCCCGAUCCAUUAUGGGGUGUACGAGCUCGAAGCACCGUAAGCGAUGCCACCACUGCCGGCAAGGGUAUUGUCCGGUGAACAUGCGUCAAAUCCAAUCGGUGCACCACCCAUCUCAACACUCCGACGACAGCUGCCACAUGGUUGCUCUCAGCUCCACCAGCCUCGGCUCUCUCAAGCUCUGCGACUCCUCUGACUUCAGCGGGAACCUUGUCCCCGCCGCCGACGAAUCUCUAGAGAAGCGACGAGUCUCCGUAAAUGGGUUUGGGUCAGAGAAGGAGAAGCUGAGUUCGGAGAUGCAGGCUAAGCUUAUGGAAGCUAAAGUAUGGUCAAGCAUGAUGAACGAGAAGAUCCCAAAGAUCGUCCCCAAGACUCCCAUCUUGACGCCUCCGGGAGAGCCGGAGACGAUCAACACAUGGGAGAUGAUGGAUGGGCUUGAAGAUUCGGUGAGCCCUAACCACGUUAGGAGCUUCUCGUUUGAUACUGCUGGUGGUCAUGGUGGUGCUUGUGAACGUCCCAAGUUGAAUGGUGAGGUUAAGCCACUGUGGCUUCAGUUGGAGGAAGAAGGGCUUGACGACUUCGAUGAUUUCGAUCCUGAGAUCAUAUCUUCAUUCAGGAGGUCUCUCCAAGAACUUCCCUCUGAACAUCCUUUUAACAUUUCGAUUCAUGACUUGAAACUGAGGCCACAGUUUAAGUUCUCUGAUGAAGAAGAAGAAGAAGAGGAAGCUACUGGUAAAGACAAGGUGACACUCUACUUCACAAGCCUUAGAGGUAUAAGGAAGACAUAUGAAGAUAGUUGUGAUGUUAGAAGUAUACUAAAAAGUAUUGGAGUUAGAGUGGAUGAGCGAGAUGUGUCUAUGCAUUCGGGUUUCAAGGAAGAGCUUAAGGAGCUGCUAGGGGAUAAAUUCAAAAAUGGUGUUGGGGUUACUUUACCUAGAGUUUUCUUGGGGAAGAAGUUACUCGGAGGAGCAGAGGAGAUUCGGAAGUUAAAUGAAGAAGGGAAGCUUGAGAAGCUUCUACAAGGCUGCGAGAGGGUGGAAGAAAACAAGAACUGUAAUGGGCAAGAAUGUGAGGCUUGUGGAGAUGUAAGGUUUGUGCCUUGUGAGACAUGUUCAGGGAGCUGCAAAGUAUACUAUGAACAUGAAGAUGAUGAUAAUGAAAGUGUAACGGAAGAAAGAGAGUAUGGGUUUCAGAAAUGUCUUGAUUGUAAUGAGAAUGGACUCAUCAGAUGUCCUGUUUGUUGUGAUUAGCUUUUAGAAUAUACACACACAGAGAAAACCUUAUUCUUGUUUUUGUUUGUUUUGCUACAUUGAGUUUUUGAGUGCUGUAGUGUUUUAUUGCAUCAAGAGGUUUUGUUGUGUACAUAAAGAUGGUUAUGAUUGUGAAGAAGGUUAUAUUUCAAGUGUAAAAUAGGAUAUGGAGCUUUGCUGUCUAUUCUUUGAAAUUCCGUUGAUGCUUUACAUGUUGUUGAGGACACAUAUAUUUGAAAAGGCAGUGGCAGUUCAGGUUAAAAAGUCAGCUGACAAAUAUGACCGUGGAAAAUGAGAAUCUUGCAAAUGCUUUUUCUUUUGUCACCCUCCCAUUUGAAUAAUAGUCAUAUAGGAAGGUAAAUAAAAUAGGUAUGUCUGUUUAGGGUAGAUAGAAGUUGGGAUGCCAGAUUUUAGAAUAUGGUAAUAAUGUGAUUUAUUACUAUCUAAUUGUAUUCUUUCAUUUUUGUCAAUUUCUUUUUAAUGUGUUGUUCUAUUUUCGUCAAUAUACUUUUAAUAUAUGUAUGAUUUUUGGUAUUUACAAAAUUUUAACAUGCUAUUUUUUUUUGGUCAAAACAUGCUAAUUUUUUUAUCAAUAUACUUUACUAUGUAGAUAUUUGUUCAAUAUAUUUUUAUAUCCCCUAUAUAUUAAAAGAUAAGCAUUACAACAUUUUAACUAUGACAUAAGUCUAUGAAUUUUUGUUGUAAAAAAAAAAGUCUCUAGAAAAAUAUAUUGGUCCCCUGAACAUAUAUAAUAUAUUUUUCAUUAAACUAACCAUGAAAUUAAUUAAAAAUCUACAAUUAUUAUUAUUUUUUUUUUCCUUAAAUAAAAUCUACAAAUUGCCAAAAGUGAAUAAAGUAUAUAUUUGAUAAUUAAUUAUUUUAAUAAUAAAGAUUUGACAACAGUUUACAUAUCUUCCAUUGUUUUUAAUGUUAUAUUGUUAAAAUAAAUUAAAAAAUCAUAUUAACCAUAUAAUAAAAAAUUAGAUUUUUCGUAUAUGUUAUAUUUUGUAUUUUAAAAAAUAACUAUAAAUAACGAAAAAUUGUUAAGAGUCUCACAUUGAAAAUUUUAUGAUUUAUAGUUUAAAAUUUUUGUUAAAAUAAAAUACAAAUGAUCGUAAAACCAUAUGAGUAAAGUUCACAGUCAAUAGAUAUUUAGAUUAAUAUAUAUAAGACUUAUGAAUGAUAUAAUUAUGGUUGACCAGUCAAAGUUCAUAUUUAACAAUUAUUAGAAUAUACAUUUCAUUUCGUGUGUAAUCACCUAGUACGUAUAUAUAUAUAUAUAUAUAUAUAUACAUAUAUAUAUAUAUAAGGAUUUCUUUUAUAAUACGAACACCUAAGCUGAAGUUAUCCACUAGUGAUAAACGACAUUAAAAUUAUGGAAGCUCCUUAGUCCGGUUUAACUAAAGCUUCAACAAUAUUUUUAUACCGGGAGGUUAUCUUCGAAUCUCAGAAAAUGCGAUACUACGAAUAUUUAUAGAUUUUUUUCAUAAAAGAUAUUCAAUAUGGUCCAAUAAGUACUAUCAAACAUGAUUUUUAUUGGAUGGUUUAGGUAGUGUAGUCAAACAUAAAUUCUCAUAAGACAUGUAAAAUUGUCGGCUGUAAAAUUGUCUAUAAUAUUUUUCAUAUUUGUAUUAUCAUAAUUAUCCAAGCUUUAAAAGAAGAACAACAUUAAAAUCACCAAUUAAAAAAAAAAACCAAAAUCCUGUUUGAAAAGUUGGUACCAAUAACCAUACAAAUUUUAUUAUUAAGAUUCUAACCAUAUAAAACUAAUGGCUAGAGUAUUCUGUGUACAAUAUAUAUUAUUAUUUUUUGCCCUUUAAAGUCACACACACAAUUUAUUUUAUUUAUUUUCAAUUUUUUUCUUCUUUGUCUUCUUUAAUCAAUUCAAUCGUGACUUUUUCUCCAUUUCAUGAUUCAUCUCUUUUACAACUCCAUCGAUUUCAUAUUUGGUCACUCCGCCUCAAUCAUCUCCACAUGUAACAUCGGCAUUACCAACGAUUAUUUCAUUGUCACCACUGUUUUCACCUCCAAAACCAUCGUCACCUGUCAUUUCCUCUCCUCCCAUCAUCUCUUCUUCUUAUUCGGCAAUGAUACCAACUACAAAAUUCAUUUUUCCGCGAAUGUUAGAUACAAUUUUCUUUCACAACUCUUAGGUAUAAUUUUUCUCAAUCGGAGAAAAUGAAAUUUUUGAUGUUUUAGUCUAUUAUAAAUAUAUAGAAUAGAAAUGCAACACUAAUUAAGUAUUAUUUGUUGAUAUCCUACAUGUAGCAUCACCACCACCACCAUGACCAAUUGUUUCAUCACCGCCUUCUUCUCCACCACCAUCACCACCCAUCAUCUACUCACCUUCUCCCACUGUCUCUUCUUCUUCGCCUCCUCCACCUCUCGUGAUGGCUUUUUCUUCUCCUCCAUCAACCAUGGCGACACCUCUUCAAGCCCUCUAUACUUAUAUCUCUUCAUAUGCUUCAAAAUUGUCCUCUUUCACUAUUUCAUUGGCACCGCCUCUAGUCGUUUCAUUGCAAAAUACUAUUUGUUUUUCAAUUCUAUUUGACGAACAUAGAAUAGAAAUGUGACUUAUAAUAUCUAUGUCUAAUGAUAAUU